GCAAGAAAGAGGGGAAAAAAAGAGGAGGAGACAGACAGACAGAAACCCAGCCCAGCGCAUAGACUGGUUUCCUGUUGCCUGCUUCUAAAACCUUCAGAUUCCUUCAGCCCUUCAGAGAGCCUGAAGAUUUCUCCUCUCCGCUGCCCCGUCUGUGAGGCUCCACUGAUAGAAGAUGCAGGCGUGGGUCUUCUUCCUUCUCUGCCUGGCAGGCAAGGCACUGGCAGCCCCUCAGGAUGCUCUGCCUGACGAGAUCGAGGUAGUGGAGGAUCCUACAACAGAGGAGCCCGUGGGAGUCAACCCCGUGCAGGUGGAGGUUGGAGAGUUCGAGGAACCCACCGUGGAUGUGGAGGAGAUCGUCGCGGAAAACCCCUGCCAGAACCACCACUGCAAGCAUGGCAAAGUCUGCGAGGUGGACGAUAACAACUCCCCCAUGUGCGUGUGCCAGGACCCCUCCAGCUGCCCCAGCAGCACCGGCGUGUUCGAGAAGGUCUGCGGCACUGACAACAAGACCUACGACACCUCUUGCCACUUCUUUGCCACCAAGUGCACCCUGGAGGGCACCAAGAAGGGGCACAAGCUCCACCUGGACUACAUCGGCCCUUGCAAAUACAUCCCCGCGUGCCUGGACACUGAGCUGACCGAGUUCCCCCUGCGCAUGCGGGACUGGCUGAAGAACGUGCUGAUCACCCUGUACGAACGCGACGAGGACAACAACCUGCUGACCGAGAAGCAGAAGCUCAAGGUGAAGAAGAUCCAUGAGAACGAGAAGCGCCUGGAAGCCGGCGACCACACCAUGGAGCUACUGGCCCGUGACUUCGAGAAGAACUACAACAUGUACAUCUUCCCCGUGCACUGGCAAUUUGGCCAGCUGGACCAGCAUCCCAUCGACGGGUACCUGUCCCACACCGAGCUGGCCCCGCUCCGAGCCCCUCUGAUCCCCAUGGAGCACUGCACCACCCGCUUCUUCGAGGCGUGCGACGUGGACAACGACAAGUACAUCGCCCUGGAGGAGUGGGCCGGCUGCUUCGGCAUCAAGGAGCAGGACAUUGACAAGGACCUCAUCAUCUAAGCCACCGGCCUUCUUCGCUGUCGCCUACAUUUUUUUUUUUUUAAACCUCCCGUUUCCUCUUAUUUUGAAACCUUUGUUUGGUUUGGUUUCUCCCCUGGGGACAAGGUGCUAAUAUAGGUCUAAAUCGUACAUAUUAACGGUGCUAAAAGACACAACAAACUCAGUGUUAGUUGCCUAAUCUAAGCCACUAGGAUGCUCUACUCACUCCCCCGUUUCUGCACGUUCUCGCUGAUCCUCUGAGUCAACGGCAUUGCUGCAAUGACCCGUCCUGGAGGGUCGCCCCCUCUUCCUCUCCUCUCUUGGGUCUAUUUUUUAAGCUUCUUACUAACACCACAUUCUUCAGAUGUUUAAAUGUAGAGCAAAGACAGCCCAGGUGAUUCACUCCUUGAUUUCCAGAAGGCGAGUGAGGGAAGGUCUAUCCAGAGGGUGUUGGAAAGUUGGGCUUUUCGAAGCUUAGCAGAGGUAUUUUUAGUGAUGUUUCAGAGCUCCUGGCACGGAGAAAGAAGAGGGGAUUCAGAAAGUCCAGAACAGCAAAUCUGAACUUCCCAGGGCUUGAAUUUAUCAGGAAUUGGGCACAAAAACAUUCAAAACGCACAAAAUUUAAAACUCUCUCUCUCUACACCAGCAUGUAAAGACACCCCUCUAAAAAUAAAGGUUUGAAAAUGCUCCCUGCUUGCUCAUGGCUCAAUGA
This is a messenger RNA of Alligator sinensis (Chinese alligator), 1760 nucleotides long. RefSeq names its product secreted protein acidic and cysteine rich (gene SPARC). Gene Ontology annotation, biological process: anatomical structure development. The record is from RefSeq and is a predicted model, not a curated record. The transcript is spliced from 10 exons. The coding region runs from base 173 to 1069 and encodes 298 amino acids. Gene Ontology annotation, molecular function: calcium ion binding; protein binding; extracellular matrix binding. NCBI's taxonomy places the organism in Eukaryota, Metazoa, Chordata, Crocodylia, Alligatoridae.